This is a messenger RNA of Daucus carota subsp. sativus, 2750 nucleotides long. Its product is annotated as reticulon-like protein B21. Bases 271 to 2499 code for a protein of 742 amino acids. The record is from RefSeq and is a predicted model, not a curated record. NCBI's taxonomy places the organism in Eukaryota, Viridiplantae, Streptophyta, Magnoliopsida, Apiales, Apiaceae. The transcript has 9 exons.
CAACUGUAGGAACAGUUCUGAUCAGUGAUCCCAGUCCCACCACCUCUGGUGCUUCUUUAUACAUCAUCAUAACCAUACCAACCGCCAUUUCUUAAGCUCCAAGCCUGUCCUCCUCCUCCAUUACUAACCACUGACUACCCAUGAGUCAUAAUGGUUGAUCAAACAGCUAUUUUUGAUUUUACUUUUUCUUGCCAAUUUUGAUUCAGGGAACAGAAAGUGGUCAAAUCAAGAAGUGUUGUUGUGUUUCCAAGCUCUGUUUGGGAGAGCAAAAUGAAGUUUAAUAAAGUCAAUGAGGUUGUCAAAGUUUUCAAUGGUGAUCAUGAGACUGAGAGUCCUGUAAAGGGUAUUUGUGGUGCUGAUCAGAGUAAUGAUGGUGCCACUCAAGUGCAAAAAAGGGUGAGACCCAAACAGAGUCUUGAUGCAACUAGUGGGAAGAGAAAGACUUGGGGAGCUGAGACUGUUCAGAUUACAAAGGGAGGCUCUGGAUUGAGGUAUAGUAUGGAGGAACAAUGUAAGGAAUUGAGUGUUUCUGUUGAGAAUUCUGUGGGAAUGUCUGAAUUGAGCGAAAAAAAUGAUGAAAAACAGACUAAGAGAAGCCCGGUGAAGGUUUCGAGGCAAAAAUCUGAAGUGAGUAAAAAUGUGGAGGUGAAGUGUAAGGAAUUGAGUGAUUCUGUUGAUGGAAGUAAGAUUCAGAUUGCGAGGAAAAGGUCUGAAUGGAGCAAGAAUUUGGAUGAACAGACUAAAGAAUUGAGUGUGUCUGCUGAUGGGAUUAAGAAUAGUCCUUCUAAGAUAAGGAGGACAAGGUCUGAGUUGAUUAGGGAGCUUAGUGUUUCUGUUGAUGGAAUGGAGAAAAGUCCUGUUCGGAGUAUGAGGACACGAGCUAUGGCACAGAAAGAGUCCAAGGGACUUGGUGGUGAAAUUGAUAGGAGUUCGGUUCAGUUGAGAAAGGUGAAGUCUGCGUCGAGUAAGGGGUCCAGUGUGGCGAAUGAGAGUAAUGCUGCACUGAGGAAGACGAGAUCGGAGGCUAGUAAGGAUUCGAAUGUGCCUGGCAAUAGCAGUGAGGGGGUUUCAUCUGAAUUGGUCAAAUUUGAAUCACUUUCUGACAAAGUUGUUGGUGAUUCUGGGAGGAUGUCAACUGAAUCAGGGGACUCGCUAUGUAAGUCCAUUGAGCUUGUUGAUGAGUCAGAAAAGGUGCUUGAGGAAUCUGUUGGGGGUAUCAAGGAGAGCUCAGUUGGUAUUGCUAUGUGUAGUUCUGAUGUAAAUUCUGAAGAGCUUAUUGAGUGUGAAGAAAAAACGAUCACAAGCAAUCUGGUUAAUGUCAGUCUGAUCAAACCUCCUCCUAAGCUAGAGGUGACUGAUGAUGAAGAUGAUUGGGAGGAAGAAUUAGAAUUAGAGGAAGAGUUUGAUGAGGAAAUCGAGACUGAAACAAUAAAGAAAAGCUUGGAUGUGAUAGAAAUUGGCAUUCCAGAAGAGAAGGCUAAGAAGAUUGUGAUUGAAGAAAAGAAAAUUCAAGAAAGUAAUUUACGAUCAUCUCCCACUUCAAUGACAGUCAAGAAGCAGACUCCUCCUGUUGCGAUUCAUCCCAGAAUUGUCUCAAAAUCCACAAAAACUACAGCAAUUCCAGUUGCAGAUGAAUAUUAUUCAGUGCCCAAAAGACACAGCAAACUGCAGAGCUUAGUUGAUUUGGUCAUGUGGAGAGAUGCAUCAAAAUCAGCAUUCAUCUUUGGACUGGGAACUUUUGUCAUAAUGUCAUCUUCUUACACCACAGAUCUCAAUAUAAGUGUAAUAUCUGUAGUUUCCUACGUGGGUCUUAUUUAUCUUGCUAUAACUUUCCUCGUCAGAUCAAUAAUACAGCGUGGAGUUACAGAAGAGGAUGAAACAGACCAAGAAUAUGUCUUUGGGGUAGAGGAAGCAAUUUGGUUGCUAAAAAUGAUUCUUCCAUAUGUAAAUGAGUUUCUGUUGAAAGCAAGAGCUCUGUUUUCUGGUGAUCCUGCAACCACAAUGAAGUUGGCAGUGCUGCUCUUUGUUUUAGCAAGGUGUGGAAGCUCCAUUACUAUUUGGAAGAUGGCCAAAUUAGGGUUUUUCGGAGCUUUCACCGUACCAAAAAUCUGCUCUUCUUACUCUUCUCAGUUAACUGCAUUUGGUACAUUUUGGAUUCGACGUAUACGAGACGCAUGGGAAUCAUGUUCCCAGAAGAAGGCAGUAGGGUUCUUCCUUUUCACUCUCAUCUGGAACCUUUCCUCCGUCGUUGCUCGGAUAUGGGCAGUGUUCAUGGUGUUUGUGGCUUUUAAAUACUACCAGCAAUCUUUAAGUGACGGGGAGGAUUGGAUCAAGGAUGAUGCAGAAGAAGAAAUUAGUGGAAAAUCAUCAUCGUCAUUAGUGUUAGUUGAAGAAAAAAAGAAUAAAAGUUGCAAGCAAAUCAUUGGUGGACGCAUGAGAAGACAAGGGCCUGGGCCUACUAUACUGGAAACUAAGAAACCAAAGAAGCCCAUAUCAUAAUUUAAUAAUCGGAUGGAUAUACAAACAAGUAUAUAUUAUAAAAAUUAUUAUGAUAGCACACUGGUGGAUUGGACCACUUGCAAAGUUGCAAUGGUGCAAAUUUGCUCCCACAUGCAUUUUAUAUUACUGCCUUAAACUUUAAUAAGUAGGAAGCUCUGUAUAUGUUCCAAGGUUGUGGCUACUUUUACUUAAUUGUAGUUUAUUGGGUUUUUUUUAAUAAAAUAAUUGAGCGUGUUUGUUGGUUUCAAGAA